Molecule: messenger RNA, 2534 nt
Organism: Populus nigra (black poplar)
Lineage: Eukaryota; Viridiplantae; Streptophyta; Magnoliopsida; Malpighiales; Salicaceae
Product: pentatricopeptide repeat-containing protein At1g79080, chloroplastic-like
Exons: 1
Coding region: 391-2094 (567 amino acids)
Molecular function (GO): protein binding
Source: RefSeq, a predicted model, not a curated record
UGUUUUUGGUGGGAUCAUCUACAGCAAGCAAAACACUUGGAGGAGGAUAACAGAAGGACUGCAAAUAUACGGAUUGAAUGAGACUGGACUGGACCAGAAGAACAGCAACACACGUAAGAAAAAAACAUAAAAACCUACCUUUGUGCUUCAACAUUUCUUUAAAAAGUCUCAAACUUUUUGCAUGGAACAAGUGGUGAUGAUCCUCAGUGUAUGUUAACCCUAUCUUUCUCUCAGAUUUUGCUUUUUUUUCGAUGUUUGACGCGUCCUUUUGACUCAUUAUUGCUCCUUGUCUGAAGUCUUAAUAUCUAACCACUUGAGAAAACCACCAAGUUUUGAUAUUUUGGGCUUCAAGCUGAAAUCUUGAAUUUUGCUUGUUACUAUCUGUUUGCAAUGGCAACUCUGGUGAAUUCAGUGUCUCCUUUAACAAACCCUUCUCCGGAGACUCUAAGAACAUCUUGUGGGUUAUUCUCUAAUGUCCCAAAUUUCCAUUCUUUUUCGCAUAACAAAGGUUUCACUAGAGUUUUGGCAUCAACCCAGAUUACAAUUUCCCCUAAAGACUCUGUUUGGACACUGUCCAAUUGGAAGGUUGGUAGGAAGGACACAAGAAAUAGGGAUAUUAGGCUCAAUGAUGCUUUUUUUCAUUUGGAGUUUAUUGUUAGAAAGGGUCAUAAACCUGAUGUUGCUCAAGCAACACAGCUGUUGUAUGAUUUGUGCAAGUCGAAUAAGAUGAAGAAAGCGACGAGGGUGAUGGAAAUGACGAUUGAGUCUGGUAUUAUUCCUGAUGCAGCUUCUUAUACUUUUUUGGUUAACAAUUUGUGUAAGAGAGGGAAUAUUGGGUAUGCAAUGCAGUUAGUUGAGAAAAUGGAGGAAAAUGGCUGUCCAACCAAUACGGUAACCUAUAAUUCGCUUGUUAGAGGGCUUUGCAAGCAUGGAAACUUGAAUCAAAGCUUGCAGUUACUAGAUAAGCUGAUGCGAAAGGGGUUGGUCCCGAAUGAAUUCACUCAUUCUUUCUUGCUAGAAGCAGCUUACAAGGAGAGAGGUGUGGAUGAAGCGAUGAAGCUUUUGGAUGGGAUAAUUGCAAAGGGCGGGAAGCCUAACUUGGUUAGUUACAAUGUUUUAUUAACUGGAUUGUGCAAGGAAGGUAGGACGGAAGAGGCAAUUCAGUUCUUCAGGGAUUUGCCAUCAAAGGGAUUUAAUCCGAAUGUUGUGAGCUGUAAUAUUAUACUGAGGAGCUUGUGCUGUGAAGGAAGAUGGGAAGAGGCAAACGAGCUUCUAGCUGAAAUGGACUCGGAGGAGCGUUCACCAUCUCUGGUCACAUACAAUAUACUAAUUGGUUCACUUGCCUCCCAUGGCAGGAUUCAACAUGCAUUUCAGGUUUUGGAUGAAAUGAUGAGGGCAUCAUUUCAGCCCUCUGCCGCAACCUUCAAUCCUAUAAUUUCUCAUCUUUGCAAAGAGGGGAAGGCAGACCUUGUGGUUAAGUGUCUAGAUCAAAUGAUUCAUCACAGCUGUAAUCCCAAUGAUGGAACGUUUAAUGCCAUUGCUGUGCUCUGUGAGGGGGGAAGGGUGCAACGGGCAUUCUCCAUAAUUCAAAGCUUGGGUAAUAAGCAAAAUUCAUCUACCCAUGACUUCUACAGAGGUGUGAUUUCGAGCUUGUGUAGAAAAGGGAACACAUAUCCAGCAUUUCAGCUUUUAUACGAGAUGAUACAGUCUGGAUUUGUUCCUGAUCCUUAUACCUAUUCAUCUUUGAUUAGAGGAUUGUGUGUUGAGGGAAUGCUAGAUGAGGCCUUGGAGAUUUUCAGGCUAUUGGAAGAAAAUGACUAUAGGCCUAUUCUUGGCAAUUUCAAUGCUCUUAUACUUGGGUUUUGUAAAUCUGGUAGAACAGAUUUGUCCUUGGAGAUUUUUGAGAUGAUGGUUUUGAAAGGAUACACACCUAAUGAAACAACUUAUACUAUUUUAGUAGAAGGGAUUGCCCAUGAAGAAGAAAAGGAGCUGGCAGCAGAAGUUUUAAAAGAGUUGUACAUUAGACAAGUCAUGAGACGAAAUACAGUAGAAAGACUUGUUAUGCAAUACGACCUCAAGGGUUUACCGGUAUAAAACUACGUGCAUCAUCCUGAUUAGAAACAAGAAAGGGAACAUGGAAUGAAGAUAUACUUUGAGAAGGCAAAGGGGUGCUCACCAAUACUAAUGCCCAUGCUUCAUCAGAAAUUCAUACCGUGACCUUCCGAUCAAGACUGGGGAAUCAAGGAUCCUGCGUAUUGAAAACGAAAGAGACAGCCACAGCAAUGGUUCGUGUUGAAUGUUUUGAGCACGAGGAAGGAGCACAGGUUCAAGCACUAGGAUUCUUGACCAUGUAGUACUAUUCCUAUAUUUGCUUCACCCUAUGUUCUGUGAGCUGAACAUUGCGCAGAAAACUUGCAUCUUUGUUUUAUGCUGUACAAGUUGAUUCUCAUGAUUGAUGUGGCAUAUGAUUGUAUAAUUUAUUCAUUCUGACUUGGAUUUUUCGCUCUUAAUCGAAAAUGAUGUAUCUCAGCUUA